GAAAAAAAAGGGGUUUUUGUCUGCGCCUCAAAACCCUCCACCUCCGGCGUUCUAGCUCCAAAAGCUAGUUUUUCCUUCUUUUCUUUUCUUUUCUUUCUUUUUAUUUUUUGGGCGAACCCAGCGGAGUCCAAAAAGCCUUCCCCGUCUCCGGCCACCAGACGUUCCGAUCCUUGGUGGCCGAUUCCAGCUACGUGUUUUAUUUGGAUUAAUGAUGGGCAACGGUCCAGCUCCAUUUUCUGAUAUCGGGAAGAAGGCAAGAGAUCUUUUGACGAAAGAUUACAACUUCGAUCACAAGGUCACUUUGACAACAUUGAGUGAUGCUGGACUGGGGCUUACGGCUACAGGUGUGAAGAUAGAUCAGCUAUUUUUUGGUGAUAUAAGUACUCAAUAUAGAAGUGGGAAAACAACUGUCGAUGUCCAAGUUGAUACCAAUUCCAGUGUCUCGACUACAGUUACUGUUAAUGAAUUAGUUGCUGGUGUCAAGACUUCAUUCAGCUUCAGAAUACCUGAUCUAAAGCCUGGCAAGCUUGAUGUGCAAUACCUUCGUGACCAUGCAGCGAUUAAUUCUAGCAUUGGUUUAACACCUACACCUUUGCUGGAGUUAGCAGCAGCUAUUGGCAGAACGGAACUUACUCUUGGUGCUGAGGUUGGGUUUGAUAGUGCUUCUGCAUCUUUCACCAAAUACAAUGCUGGGAUUGGCUUUAACAAACAUGAUCUCUCUGCUGCCCUGAUUUUGGCUGACAGGGGAGAGACCUUAAAAGCUUCUUAUGUUCAUGUGGUGAAUCCAGUCACUGGAGCUUCAGUGGCUGCUGAAAUGAUCCACAGGUUCAACACAUAUGAGAAUAGUUUCACCAUUGGAAGCUGCCAUGCUCUUAAUCCCCUAACAACAGUAAAGACGCGGUUUAACAACAGCGGCAAGGCUGCACUCCUCUGUCGGCAUGAAUGGAGGCCAAAAUCAUUCCUUACUCUUUCAGCUGAGUAUGAUCCCAAGGCAAUAAAUGUGCCAUCGAGGGUGGGUCUUGCACUUGCUCUCAAACCUUGAUUGGAUAAGCUCUCCUAAUCAGGGUGAGAAUGUUUCAUGUUUUAAUGUCAUUAUUUUUUUUAUUUAAACAAAGCUUGCUUUUGGGUUAAUAUCUAAGGAAGUGGAUGUAUUUUUGAGUUCAGAAACACGUGGCCGAGGGUCCAUACUCAAUUUUGACAGAAAUUCAUCAUAAUUAUACAAGUUCAUAUAACACUGUUCUCUAA
Messenger RNA from Phoenix dactylifera (date palm), 1245 nucleotides. RefSeq names its product mitochondrial outer membrane protein porin 6-like. Gene Ontology annotation, molecular function: voltage-gated monoatomic anion channel activity. Gene Ontology annotation, biological process: monoatomic anion transmembrane transport. The record is from RefSeq and is a predicted model, not a curated record. Lineage: Eukaryota; Viridiplantae; Streptophyta; Magnoliopsida; Arecales; Arecaceae. Gene Ontology annotation, cellular component: mitochondrial outer membrane.